Nomascus leucogenys (northern white-cheeked gibbon) is the source of this 1906-nucleotide messenger RNA. RefSeq names its product ER degradation enhancing alpha-mannosidase like protein 2. The record is from RefSeq and is a predicted model, not a curated record. Lineage: Eukaryota; Metazoa; Chordata; Mammalia; Primates; Hylobatidae. Gene Ontology annotation, biological process: endoplasmic reticulum mannose trimming; mannose trimming involved in glycoprotein ERAD pathway; carbohydrate metabolic process. Gene Ontology annotation, cellular component: membrane; endoplasmic reticulum. Gene Ontology annotation, molecular function: mannosyl-oligosaccharide 1,2-alpha-mannosidase activity; calcium ion binding.
GCAGUGGCGCGGAUCCCCGGAAGAACCCGCAGCAGCUCCCAGGAUGAGCUGGUUGCAGUGGCUGCUGCUGCUGCGGGGGCGCUGAGAGGACACGAGCUCUAUGCCUUUCCGGCUGCUCAUCCCGCUCGGCCUCCUGUGCGCGCUGCUGCCUCUGCACCAUGGUGCGCCAGGUCCCGACGGCUCCGCGCCAGAUCCCGCCCACUACAGGGAGCGAGUCAAGGCCAUGUUCUACCACGCCUACGACAGCUACCUGGAGAAUGCCUUUCCCUUCGAUGAGCUGCGACCUCUCACCUGUGACGGGCACGACACCUGGGGCAGUUUUUCUCUGACUCUAAUUGAUGCACUGGACACCUUGCUGAUUUUGGGGAAUGUCUCAGAAUUCCGAAGAGUGGUUGAAGUGCUCCAGGACAAUGUGGACUUUGAUAUUGAUGUGAACGCCUCUGUGUUUGAAACCAACAUUCGAGUGGUAGGAGGACUCCUGUCUGCUCAUCUGCUCUCCAAGAAGGCUGGGGUGGAAGUGGAGGCUGGAUGGCCCUGUUCCGGGCCUCUGCUGAGAAUGGCUGAGGAGGCGGCCCGAAAACUCCUCCCAGCCUUUCAGACCCCCACUGGCAUGCCAUAUGGAACGGUGAACUUACUUCAUGGCGUGAACCCAGGAGAGACCCCUGUCACCUGUACGGCAGGGAUUGGGACCUUCAUUGUUGAAUUUGCUACCCUGAGCAGCCUCACUGGUGACCCAGUGUUCGAAGAUGUGGCCAGAGUGGCUUUGAUGCGCCUCUGGGAGAGCCGGUCAGAUAUCGGGCUGGUCGGCAACCACAUUGAUGUGCUCACUGGCAAGUGGGUGGCCCAGGACGCAGGCAUCGGGGCUGGCGUGGACUCCUACUUUGAGUACUUGGUGAAAGGAGCCAUCCUGCUUCAGGAUAAGAAGCUCAUGGCCAUGUUCCUAGAGUAUAACAAAGCCAUCCGGAACUACACCCGCUUCGAUGACUGGUACCUGUGGGUGCAGAUGUACAAGGGGACUGUGUCCAUGCCAGUCUUCCAGUCCUUGGAGGCCUACUGGCCUGGUCUUCAGAGCCUCAUUGGAGACAUUGACAAUGCCAUGAGGACCUUCCUCAACUACUACACUGUAUGGAAGCAGUUUGGGGGGCUCCCGGAAUUCUACAACAUUCCUCAGGGAUACACAGUGGAGAAGCGAGAGGGCUACCCGCUUCGGCCAGAACUUAUUGAAAGCGCAAUGUACCUCUACCGUGCCACGGGGGAUCCCACCCUCCUAGAACUCGGAAGAGAUGCCGUGGAAUCCAUUGAAAAAAUCAGCAAGGUGGAGUGCGGAUUUGCAACAAUCAAAGAUCUGCGAGACCACAAGCUGGACAACCGCAUGGAGUCGUUCUUCCUGGCCGAGACUGUGAAAUACCUCUACCUCCUAUUUGACCCAACCAACUUCAUCCACAACAAUGGGUCCACCUUCGACGCGGUGAUCACCCCCUAUGGGGAGUGUAUCCUGGGUGCUGGGGGGUACAUCUUCAACACAGAAGCUCACCCCAUCGACCCUGCCGCCCUGCACUGCUGCCAGAGGCUGAAGGAAGAGCAGUGGGAGGUGGAGGACCUGAUGAGGGAAUUCUACUCUCUCAAACGGAACAGGUCGAAAUUUCAGAAAAAGACUGUGAGUUCGGGGCCAUGGGAACCCCCAGCAAGGCCAGGAACACUCUUCUCACCUGAAAACCAUGACCAGGCAAGGGAGAGGAAGCCUGCCAAACAGAAGGUCCCUCUUCUCAGCUGCCCCAGUCAGCCCUUCACCUCCAAGUUGGCAUUACUGGGACAGGUUUUCCUAGACUCCUCAUAACCACUGGAUAAUUUUUUUAUUUUUAUUUUUUUGAGACUAAACUAUAAUAAAUUGCUUUUGGCUAUCAUA